Molecule: messenger RNA, 783 nt
Organism: Glycine soja
Lineage: Eukaryota; Viridiplantae; Streptophyta; Magnoliopsida; Fabales; Fabaceae
Product: linoleate 9S-lipoxygenase-4-like
Exons: 5
Coding region: 1-783 (260 amino acids)
Biological process (GO): lipid oxidation
Molecular function (GO): metal ion binding; oxidoreductase activity, acting on single donors with incorporation of molecular oxygen, incorporation of two atoms of oxygen
Source: RefSeq, a predicted model, not a curated record
AUGCAGCCUCAGCAGAAGGUCAUAGUGACUCCGCUGUCUAUUUCUCCUCAUAUUGAGACUGUUAUUCAAAUGGCAGCUUCUGAUUGGAUUUCUGUUGUGCUUCCUGUUGUUUCUUAUUUGAAGCAAAUGCUUCUUGUAAUUUCUGGGGCAUAUCUUGUGAAAAAUGAGGACAUUUGGAAAACAAAGAAUCUUGGGCAUAUUUUAGAAUCCUGUGGCUGUCCUAUAAAUUCUAGUGCAGAUCCUGUGGCAACAAUAGAACGAGAAGGAGUUGCUGUUAAGGAUCCAUCUGCUCCCCAUGGAGUUAGACUUUUGAUCGAGGACUAUCCUUAUGCUUCUGAUGGGCUAGAGAUAUGGGAUGCUAUCAAGUCUUGGGUGGAAGAAUAUGUCUCAUUCUACUACAAGUCAGCUGAGGAACUUCAGAAAGACCCCGAGCUCCAAGCUUGGUGGAAAGAACUUGUAGAGGUGGGUCAUGGGGAUUUGAAGGAUAAGCCAUGGACAGUAUCCAUACGGAGGUUUAAUCCUGAGAAGGAAUUUUUUAAGACUAUUACUGGCAAGAAAAAGACCCUCAUUGACCUUACAGUUAUAGAAAUUUUAUCAAGGCACGAAUCUGAUGAGUUCUACCUUGGGCAGAGAGAUGGUGGUGACUACUGGACUUCUGAUGCCGGGCCAUUAGAGGCCUUUAAGAGGUUUGGAAAGAAUCUUGAAGAGAUUGAAAAGAAGCUUAUAGAGAAGAACAAUGAUGAGACAUUGAGAAACUGCUAUGGGCCGACUAAAAUGCCUUAG